UCGAAGGCGGCAGCCUGGCUAAAUCCUUCUCCUACACUUACCCAAGUCUAUCAUAAGUUGGAUUUUUUUUUUAAAUCUUCUUUUUAUUUUUAAAGCACGCUAACGAAUCGGUGCGGAUUACCACUCUUUAAGGGAAUAAUUUUUAUUUCUUAUGAGAGCGGCUGCCUGCAGCUCGUGUCCUCAUGCCCUGCCUUGUGAUCGCUGCUUGGCCUGCUGAGCCCGUAGGUGCUGCUGCGUGUGUGUCAGGGUGCAGCUGAAGCAGGGCUACAGCCACAGGUGGAGGUAGCGUCGCCGUCGCCAUCGCCGUCAUCGGAGGAGGAGGCGGGUCGUCGCGGGGCCCGGAGCCCGUUCUGUCCCAGCCACACAAACAUGAACAAACUGAACUUCCACAACAACAAAACCAUGCAGGACCGCCGCUGUGUCUGUGUCUUUCUGCCCAACGACGACACACUCAACGUCAUCGUCAAUGUGAAGACUUUGUGCCAGGAGCUCCUGGUCCAGGUGUGUGACCUCCUCAGACUGAAGGACUGUCACCUGUUUGGACUCAGUGUCAUUCAGAACAAUGAGCAUAUUUAUAUGGAGCUGGGCCAGAAGCUUUCCAAGUACUGCCCCAAAGAGUGGAAGAAAGAGGCGAGCAAGGGAAUUGACCAGUUUGGGCCUCCAAUGAUCAUACACUUCAGGGCUCAGUAUUAUGUUGAGAAUGGGAGAUUGAUAAGUGACCGGGCGGCCAGGUAUUACUACUACUGGCACUUACGGAAACAGGUGCUGCUCUCCCAGUGCAUCCAAAGAGAGGAGGCCUACUUUCUCCUGGCCGCCUUCGCCCUCCAGGCCGACCUUGGCAACUUCAAGCGUAACAAGCACUUUGGGAAGUACUUUGAACCCGAGGCCUACUUCCCCCCGUGGGUGAUUGCCAAGCGUGGCCGCGAGUACAUCCUGAGGCACAUCCCCAACAUGCACAAAGACCAGUUUGCCCUCACCGCCUCCGAGGCCCAUCUGAAAUACAUCAAGGAGUGCGCCCAGCUCGAUGACGUCACUGUGCACUACUACAGACUCUACAAGGACAAGAGGGAAGUAGAGGCAUCACUUACAUUGGGACUGACUUUACGUGGUAUCCAGAUAUUUCAGAAUGUCGGGUCGGUACGGCAACUGUUGUACGACUUCCCCUGGACCAACGUGGGCAAACUGGUGUUUGUGGGGAAGAAGUUUGAAAUCCUUCCCGACGGGCUCCCCUCGGCUCGUAAGCUGAUCUACUACACAGGUUGUCCCAUGCGCUCCCGCCACCUCCUGCAGCUGCUCAGCAACAGCCACCGCCUCUACAUGAACCUGCAGCCGGUCCUGAAGCAGGUCCGUCGGCUGGAGGAGAACGAAGAGAAGAAGCAGUACCGGGAGUCGUACAUCAGCGACGCUCUGGAACUGGACAUGGAGCAGCUGGACAAGCGUUCCCGGGCCAGCGGCAGCAGCGCCGGGAGCGUGUCUCAUCACAAACGCCUGUCCCGCCACUCCACGACCAGCCACGGCAGCUCUCACACGUCCGGCAUCGAGACGGACAGCUUCAGGGCGCCGGGACAGGCCCCCCACAGGCCGCUGCGCACCUGCAGCUCCUCCACCACCAGCCACGGGAGCUCGCACACCUCCGGCAUCGAGAGCAGCGGCAAGGAGCGCAUCCUGGAUGACGACGAGAUUGAGAUGCUGGUGGACGAUCCCAAGGACUAUGAGGAGCUUCACGAGAUGGCCCUGGAGCUCAACCAGGACCUGUGCAUCCACAUCACUGAGGACAUGCUGACGAUGUCACCUGACCAGACCAACGGGUACUCAGGACUUAUCGUGAAAGACGUCAGCUCCUCCACCUCCAGCUCCUCGGAGACCGUGGUGAAGAUGAGAGGCCAGAGCAUCGAGUCUCUUCCACAGACCUCUGUGUGCAGGAAACCCCAGUCGUCGACGGACCGCCACAGCCAGUCGCUCGACGACAUCCGGCUCUACCAGAAGGGCUGCCUGCAGUGGGCGGAGCUCUGCCAGGACACCGCCCACAGCUACACGUUCGGCUGCGCCCAGGAGCUCAGCGACGGCUGCGGCUACCAGGGCCUGGCCGAGCAGCGCGCCGGCAUGCGCGGCGACCAGCACCCCUUCCCCAUCAAGAGAGCCAACAAGUAUUUCUCCCUGGACCUGACCAGCGACGAGGUGCCGGAGUUCGUCGUGUGAAGGAGGGCGAGUUUUUGGAAAAACGGGCGACCUCAGGGUGACCUUCUGCUCCUCCCCGUCGGACCCGGAGACGCCUCGGCCGUCAGGGAGCCGGACUGGGGAGGGGAGCGCUGGAGAGACGAUGCACGGCGGCUUCCCACACGCGAGUAAAACUGGCCUUAAGUUGUCUGAGCUCGGCCCUCCCGUCACUUACCACUCGAAACGUAUCACACUUUGACAAAGACACCGAGAGCCGGAAGCAGGAAAUCUGGCUGAAUCUGGGAAUUUCAACAGUGAACACUGGGUUCGAGAGGGAACCCGCGUCUUUAAAAGUGACCCAUGCUGCUCCCCUGUGACACUCUGCUUGGGAACGGAGUGUGAGAGGAAAUGGAAGGGAUCGUCUCAUCCUCACAAAGAAAUGGAAGAACUAAGAAAAACUUUUUAUUCAGACAAACUUUCCCUGCAUUUAAAAAGCACGUCCUCCCCAAAAGAAGUGUGUGUGUGCUUGAUUUGACUAAUACCCACGAUACACACACACACGAAAAAUGAAAAAGGCAUAUCAGAGCUUUUCUGUGCAGGAUGUCCAUCUCCUUUUGCAAAGGACAAAAUAAUUACGAGCUACGAACCAAAGACAAGCUAACGCUGAGAUGACCGCCGCGUCCGCCCUGUCCCGCAAACACAGCCGAUAAAAUGACCGAACACGACGUUGAUCGCGACGUUGUGAGGUCACUCAGCGUCGCCGAGCGGGAGGAUGAACGUUUCGUCGGCCCCGUGAGAACAGGCGGUUUUUUCGCUCUCCUUCAAAGCCGCUCUUCUUCAGGACGUGCAGCGUGCCAACUCGCCCCUCACACCCCACCCGGACUCCCAGUUAUAAUGCACACUCAUGAUGUGAACACACACACACACACACACACACACACAAACACACACCCAGCGUGCCUUUCAGCAUCACACUAUGCAGUUUGUCAAACCUUUGCCUUGACAAUCACACGGCCUCACCGUCGUCACGGGGAUGAUUUUCCUUAAAGAUCCAAGCCAUUUCAACUCCAAGCUGUCCUCCGAGUCGCUGCUCGGUUUGUGCAAGAAACUCAUCGGAGGGAUCUCUGCCCUGAACGUGAGAUUAGUUAUUCAGCAAAACAGAAAAAAAAAAAAAAAAGGACUCCAUCGUGGUUUUGGAUUGUGUUUCAUGCCCGACUCGGUGGCGUUUCCUGAGAGGAAUGAGGCUCAGUGAGUUCCUACAUGCCCUCACUUGUGUUGAGCCUCCCUGUCAUCGAGACACAAAAUGGAGCCCCGUUGGCCACGGGCCGAGACAAAACUGACGUUUGAUUUUGUUCCACACACACACACACACACACACUCAUAUACACAUAUAUUCCUUUACACUCAGUUGUCUUUAUUAUUGUUACUUCACCGCUGUCUUCUGUUUUGUUUCGUCUAUUAUUUUAAACUGGAAUUUGUUAACAUUUUUAUUCCCCCGGCGUCAUUGAAAUAUGUGUUUGUAUUUUUGUAAUGGAUUGCUCAUGACUUGUACAUGUUUGAAAAGUUAUCCUGUGUGCAGUUGAUGUCAUUCAGUAUUAAUAAGCAAUGCGUAUGACAGUAUUAUGGACGUGUGAUGUCAGAUGCACACCGUUUCUUAUCGUUGCCGUUGGUGCUGAACAAGAAACACCGGUUUCAUCUCUCGGGAAGAUGCAGCACAAGACCGUCUCGACGAAACACAGCUUACAUCGCUUUAAAAGAAAAAAAAAAAAAAAAUCAGAACUCACACACGACUCAUCGCAGCUUCAAGAUCUUGCUAUUUUUCUCUGAUUCUUUUUUAUUAUAAUUAUUAUUAUUCAAAGGCUUCAGUUAUUCUUUCUGUGGCGAGAACACUAAGCGACGUAAAGAAGACUUUUUAAAAAGACAAACCACUCUUGUGCUUUUUGUUGGUGUGAGCUGGAGGAUUUUUAAGACUCUGAUGUUACGGACAGGUCCUCACGUGCGGUUCAAGCGGAAAGGCAUUAUGGGACGUCAGCCCGUCGAUGUCCCGGUAAGGUUCGGAGGAGUUUAUCGUGACUAUACACUCGAAAGAGGUGUGUGUGAGUGUGUGCGUGUUGGUGAGAGAAGCCUCUCAUUCUGUCUUCAGGCUUUCCUCACAGCCGCAGCCGCAUCAUUGCAAUCAUUUUAGACGACUGAUUCUCCGCUCAGUGUCAGGUGAACCGGUUUUUGAGCGUCUUAUCGAUAUCGCCUUGUCAAAAAAAAAAAAAAAACACUAAAUAUGUUUAUGAAUUUGAUACUGUCAUGUAAUUAAAGGCAAAAGCUAUAUAUUUCUUACAGGUUGUCUAUUCCGCUGUCUUCAACUUAUAAUCAUUUCUAUUCAUAAUGGAUAUUUUCUUAAACACUAAUUUUGAUGGACGAUGAUGUUUCUUCUAUAUCAAAUCAGUUAUGUGUCAAGGUACAUAGCCAUACACCACAGCCCACAUCCUUACUCUGCAGAGUUUCCUCUAACUUUUUUUUUUUUUUUUUUUUUUUUUUUGACUAAAAUACACGCUCAUACUUACACGAUGUAAGAGUCUGUAUGUCUGCACUAUGUGUCCAUAAUCCUUUCUGUGAAAGGAUCUCCCGUCAGGAAAAAAAAAUGAAUUGUUUGUUUUUUUUGUCACCAUAUAGUGAGAAAUGAUUUGUUAUGAUGAAGUCUGGUCCGUGCCUUCUUGGUACUAAUGCCCUCAAUAUUCAAUAAAAAGGUACAUUUAUUUGCUUAA
Messenger RNA from Myripristis murdjan (pinecone soldierfish), 4916 nucleotides. RefSeq names its product FERM domain containing 6 (gene frmd6). Gene Ontology annotation, cellular component: cytoplasmic side of apical plasma membrane; cytoskeleton. Bases 370 to 2199 code for a protein of 609 amino acids. Gene Ontology annotation, biological process: positive regulation of hippo signaling. The transcript has 14 exons. NCBI's taxonomy places the organism in Eukaryota, Metazoa, Chordata, Actinopteri, Holocentriformes, Holocentridae. The record is from RefSeq and is a predicted model, not a curated record.